AUGAUCAGUAGUAUGGCAGCACCCUCUGCUGCUGGAGUGCUAGGCUGCUUGUUCACGCUCCUCGGUUUGUCAGGUCUUCUCAUCAUAGCACGACUGUGGCUUCGGCUGCAGAUCCAGUCACAGCCUCUCGCACUCAGUGAUGGACUUUUGGUCAUCGCAUGGUUUAGCUGUCUAGCACAAGCUGUUUUGGUUAUUCUUAUGCGCAACGAAGACGUGCUGCAUCCUGAUAUCAACUACACCCUCUUCAACUGGGAGGCCGACCCCCCCAAGCUUGAACAUGUGAGAAAGUUAAUCUGGGUGACCAUUUUCCCCUUCUUCAGCGCUCUUUACUUCUGCAAAUUUGCACUACUCGCAACAUAUCUCCAAUUAUUCCCACCAUUUAUGACGGUCUUGCGCAAAAUGCUCUAUGCCACAAUUGUCUAUUGCGUGUCGGGUUAUAUCGUUUCGAUUUCAUUACAGUUAUUCCUUUGCUGGCCCAUCGAGCGUAAUUGGUAUGGUGAUCCUUGA
This is a messenger RNA of Colletotrichum gloeosporioides, 507 nucleotides long. RefSeq lists its product as uncharacterized. Lineage: Eukaryota; Fungi; Ascomycota; Sordariomycetes; Glomerellales; Glomerellaceae. The transcript has 3 exons. The record is from RefSeq and is a predicted model, not a curated record. The coding region runs from base 1 to 507 and encodes 168 amino acids.